AUGGGAUUUCUUUGGAUAUUUAACUGCUGUAAAGCACAGCAGGAGGAUGAUGAUGCAGAACAAUGGUUCUUUGCCAGGGAGUGUGAAGCAGUUUGGUAUGGGUUUGACUCUGAAUGGGAAUCCAUACCAGACAGAAAGCAGAGGCUUAAAAAAUACAGCCUGGAAGAUCUUAAGAAACAACUAGAACUGUUUGGUAUCACUAUAGUUGAAGAAAAAGGGCAAAAGAAGCGCAAGAGUGAGAAGAAGAUGAAGAGAGAGUAUAGGAAACUUCUCAUGCGAAGGAUGAAGAUAGUGGAGACUGAGAGGGCAAGAAGGUCAGUGCAAGUUGGGCAGAGAACGAAGCCAGAAGAGAAGAUGGAUUUGGUGAAGAGGGAACCAAAUGACUUGGACCAGGCGAGUGAAAACACACAUGACGAAAAGCAGAGCUUGAAGACAUCUGAAGAGCUGACUCCUCAGCAGCAGGGUCUGAGGGCAACGCUGAGGGUGGAGGCCCAGGUGAAUGAAAAAGACUCCACAGAUGCACAAGAGACAGGAUGGAAACAAGAAUUAGACUUGAGGACCAAGACACACUGGGAGAAGGAGGAAGAGGAAGAAACAGACUUCAUCAAGAUCAAUGAAGAGGAUGACAUCCUGAAGGGGGGAAAGCGUGAGAAAAGUGUUAUAAAGGAAUGUGAGGUGAAGUUAGAGGAGAGUGAGAAAAAACAGGAACACACAGAUGAUGGUGUGGCCUCUGGGACAAUGGCAACAGUCUCAUUGGAGUUGCAGAAUGAGGAUCACGAGGAGAAGCAAGAAGAGGCCACAGUUAAGGAAGAGAGAGUGAACAACGAUGGGAAAGAGAAGGGAGAGAAAAAGAUAGAGAGAGAGAAAGACAUUGAAGUCAAAGAAGGAAAAGAGCUGAAUGAUGAACCGCUGAUUGAAGAGAAAGAGGAAGGAGUUAACGUGAAGGGAAAGGAAGGGCAAGAGGAGGUGACAGAAUGUGUGGUGGAGAUAAAAGAGGACAAGCCAGAUGUGUGUCAAAAGGAGGAGCCAGAUGUGGUGGUCUUGGAGAAGGAGAGGAAUGGGAAUCAAGAGAAGGAGGAGGAGAAGGCCGCAGAGAAGGAUAUGAUGAGGAAAGAUGAGAAAAAAGAAAGAGUGGAGGAUGAUAAAGAGGUCGAUAUUAAAGAAAAGGAGGAGCUAGCGGAGGUGCAGGAAGAAAAGAAAGCAGAGGACAUGAAGGUGAAGGAGGAGCAGGAGAAGGUGGAGAUUAUGGUGGAGAGAAAACAGAAGCAGGUGGAUAUAACUGAUGGGACUGUGGCCAUGGAGAUGAGACCAGAGGUUUCCCUGAUGGAGGAUGGAAAGGAGCUGAUGGACAACAAAGGAAAGGAAGAUGAGAAAAAGAAAGCAAAGGAGAAGGAGGACAUGAAGGUGCAGAAGGAGCAAGAGGAAGUGAAGGAGUGUGUGUUGGAGGUAGAGGAGAAAGAGAAGGAAGACACAGAUGAUGGGACUGUGGCCGUAGAGACUACACUGAAGGUCUCUCUGGAGAGCAACACCACCAUCAAUCAAGAACAACAGGUGAAGAGCAGAAUGCCAGGGUGUCAAGGCGAUAAAUCCAAAAACAAACAAGCUAAACACCAAGUGCACAAUGAGGUGACUGAGGACAACAGACGGAAGCAGCACAUGAGGUAUGGACAACAACAUGAGUCCCAACACAGAAGAGGAGAAAGGCGUGGUACAAGACAGGGAGUAAGAGGAUGCUGGAGAGAUUCAAAUGGAUGCCAAACAGGUCCUGUGGGAUGCUGGGGAGAUGCAAAGAGAUGCUGGAAAGGUCCAAUGGCACAUGAGGAAGAGAAGGAGAAGCAGGGCAUGAGCCUGAAGGAGGCGCAAGAGGAGGUGAAACAGUGUGUGGAGGACGGAGAAGAAAAGGAGGAGGAAAAUGUAUACAAUCGCACUGUGACCAUGGGAACUACAUUGAAAAUCCAUUUGGUCAUAGACCGCAACACCACGACAAAUGAAGAUCAAGAGGUGAAGAAAAGAGCGCGAGGGUGCAGAGGCGGAAAAUCGAAAAACAAACAAAUGUACAAUGACAUGACUGAGGAAAACAAACGGAGGCAGGGCACAAAAGCUGGACAUCAACAUGAGUUUGAGCACCAAAACAGGGGAGUAGAAAGACAAAAUAAAACAGAGGGGGUGCAGGCACAUUGGAAAGGUCCACAGCAGGAAGAAAGACAGACGAGAGAGGACAACCAAAAACAAACCAGAAACAAACACAGGUACAACAUGGCGGCGAGGAGGGAAUGGUACGCAGCAGACGCAUGUGGACGCCACACAGAGGAGACGACGAGAAGCGAUGAGAAGAAGCGACCACAUGGGAGCCACGGGGGAAUCCACUGGAAUAAAGGAGGCUUGGUCGUGGAGAGGAGAGGGCCAGUUUGGGCAGAACACAAGAACAGAGAAGGAGGACAAAUGCAGCAGGAGGAGAGAGGAGAGAGAAUGGGUGAGAGGCAGGGCCCCCAUCACCACAGAGAGACGAGAGAGCACAUGAAGAGGAGAGACACAGGAAGAGGAAUAGGAGGAGAAUGA
This is a messenger RNA of Sardina pilchardus (European sardine), 2559 nucleotides long. RefSeq names its product golgin subfamily A member 6-like protein 26. Bases 1 to 2559 code for a protein of 852 amino acids. Lineage: Eukaryota; Metazoa; Chordata; Actinopteri; Clupeiformes; Clupeidae. The transcript is spliced from 8 exons. The record is from RefSeq and is a predicted model, not a curated record.